ACCUGAAUGUGAACUAAUUUAACAGAUGCACACUGACAUAGUUUGUGAUUGUUGCAUUUACCACUUUGUACAACGGGUGCAGCAGCCUAAGCAGAAUGGGGAAUGCAUUGAAGAUGGGCGUACGGACUGUCCAGAGGUUUAAUGCAGAGAAUCGAGCCCAUAGGUUAUUGGAUAAAGACAAGAUACGAUCGGCACCGAGACACCCGACCACUGCAAAAGAAAUCCAGGAGUUGCAGCAAAAAAACCCAGAUGUCUUGGAGCAGCAACAGAAAAAGGACGAGAGACUGUUGGGAUUCCUACAGAACAUUAGGGUGGACUCGAUGGACCCAGAACAGCAGAAAUUACAGCCUGAGGAAACUACAGAGCCGAAACCGUCAGUGUCCAAAAUGCACCGCACGCUGCCCUCAAACAGAAAGCCGCUAGCUGAAGCUACGACGAUGUUUGAAGUGCCCGAUGAGGUGCCGGAGGGGCGACUGACAGUGCCCAUGGCUAUGGAGAUACUUGCCAAACACAAACGCAACCCUAAGGAAUGGCCAGUAGAGAGAUUAGCCACAGAUUACAAACUCGAUUUGACCGACACCCAAAACAUCCUGGAGUAUUUCCAGUCCUUCAAAGUCAUCCCGAUAGAGAGCAGCCCCAAUCCUCCCCCUGUCCGCCUCAUGGGAAGGUGAUGAAUAUGCAAUGAUAUGUAAAUGAGGUCAUUUAGGGUUGCACCACCUACUAGUGGGGAGGAGCUAUGAUUAAGUGUAAUAUAUGUGUGUAAGAAAAGAAACCAUGUGCAAAGGUCAUGUGAUGUAUACCAUGUGAUUAAAGUGUAAACUUAUUUUGGAAUAAUUAGUUCAAACUUUUUUCAAGAAAGCAGCCGAUGUCUUCCUUACACAAGUUCCCAAAAUAGCUCAACAGAAAAAAACAUGGUUCCUGGGAUUUCAAACGGAAUAAUAUCUGAAGGUGAUUAUCUUCACGAGUGGUAUAAAUAAAAUUCAGUGGCUAGCUUUGAAGAAUGUCUAAAACAGUGUCCAGACAUCCCAGAUGUCAAAAUUUCAUCACCAUGAAUAUUUUUGUGUUCCCAAUUGGUGUGUGCUUUUAAACACCAGGUAUUUUAAUGCCUUCAUUUGAAGCAAAUUUAUAUUGCCCUUAUUGCAUUGUUUUUAAAUACAACAAUCGGUUUUGUAUUUAAAUUUGGUUGGAAUUUUCAAAUGGUUUCAACCAGGUAAUAUUUGAAAGAAACAAGUUAAUAAAAAGGCCAACACCUUCACAAUGAA
This is a messenger RNA of Patiria miniata (bat star), 1262 nucleotides long. It is a transcript of the gene ndufaf4, whose product is annotated as NADH dehydrogenase [ubiquinone] 1 alpha subcomplex assembly factor 4-like. The record is from RefSeq and is a predicted model, not a curated record. Gene Ontology annotation, cellular component: mitochondrion. NCBI's taxonomy places the organism in Eukaryota, Metazoa, Echinodermata, Asteroidea, Valvatida, Asterinidae. The coding region runs from base 96 to 671 and encodes 191 amino acids. Gene Ontology annotation, biological process: mitochondrial respiratory chain complex I assembly. The transcript has 5 exons.